Molecule: messenger RNA, 1210 nt
Organism: Drosophila subobscura
Lineage: Eukaryota; Metazoa; Arthropoda; Insecta; Diptera; Drosophilidae
Exons: 3
Coding region: 113-1207 (364 amino acids)
Biological process (GO): sulfur compound metabolic process; N-acetylglucosamine metabolic process
Molecular function (GO): N-acetylglucosamine 6-O-sulfotransferase activity
Source: RefSeq, a predicted model, not a curated record
AGUUUUCUACGUAAAUCAUUCGUGAGAACACAAAACCAGCAAACAGUUUGAGAUUUAUACCAAAUUUUUCAGUUUAGCACAGAAAUAAAAUUUCCAAUAGAAAUUUUCGACCAUGGUUCAGCUUUCGCGUAGCACAAAAUUUACCUGCAUUUGCUUUGGCAUCUAUGUGUCGUAUGCGGUGUUCAUAUUCCUGCUGUUGCCGUUGCUGAUGCCCGAUCCGGUGACGCUGCAACGGUCGAUGCUCGCCUACAAGACCCGCCACCUGGGCAACCUGACCAAAUACACGCUGGAGACGGGCGGUGAGCCCAUACGCUCGCUGUUGGUCACAUUCCGGGGCUCGGGUGCACUGAAGCUUCUGGAUAAUUUGUCCUUUCAGCCGGGCUGCUAUCAGCACUAUGCCCCACUGAUUGCCUACCAGAACCGCAUGAAUGCGGCACAGCGGCAUGAGCAGGCGCUGGAGGAGAUUCUGGCGCUGUACCAGUGCGACUACAAUAAGUCGGCGCCGAUGCUCAGCUGGGGCAUGAAAUCGUCCACUUUCCAACGCUUCUAUGGCGUGCAGUGGAAGAACAGCCUGAUCUAUCCAAAGGAUGUCUGCUGGGACGCACAAGUAAUGGCGGAUAUCUGCAAAAUUCAUCCAUUCCUCAACAUGGCCGUGUACAAUCUGAGGCUGGAGUAUUUGAGUUCCCUGUUGGAUCGAAAGGAUCUCAAUGUUAAGAUCAUGCUGCUGAUUCGUGAUCCCCGCGGCACAAUGUACUCACGCGCCAAUAGUGCCUGGUGUGCCAGCAGUCCAGACUGCCAGGCGGCAAAUUUAUGCAGCGAUAUGGCCAGUGAUUACAAGACGGCUAUGAGUCUCAUGAGGCUCUUCCCGCAUAGCUUUGGCGUCGCACGAUACGAGGACCUCGUCAGCAAACCCGAGCAGACCAUGCAGACAAUUUUCCAAUUUUACGGCCUGCCAAUGAAGCGUUCCAAGGAGGUGAUACGCGGUGUUCAUCCACGCAGCGCUCACCGUGAUGUCGAUGGCUGGGAGUUUCCCUGGCGACAUGCCAAUGAACCGGCGUUCGAUUGGAUGUACAAAAUGAAGAUGGAGGACAUCAAAGCCAUUCAGAGUGUCUGCAAGGAUGCCAUGAGCAUGUGGCGCUAUCGUCUUGUACAAGACUUUGAAGGCUUCUUGCCCGAGACCUUUCAGCCGCUGCUCGACAAUCCCUGAGUU